Molecule: messenger RNA, 732 nt
Organism: Capsella rubella
Lineage: Eukaryota; Viridiplantae; Streptophyta; Magnoliopsida; Brassicales; Brassicaceae
Exons: 3
Coding region: 65-523 (152 amino acids)
Source: RefSeq, a predicted model, not a curated record
UUUCGAUCCUUCGAUUUUUAUUAAGUUUCGUCUCCGUCUUCGAAUUCGCAUACAGCAGAAGACGAUGAGCUCCGCUUUAGAUUUUGCUUUUCCGGCUGCAUUCCCGGUGAAAUCGAGUUUUGUUGACGGAAUUCCUUCUCGCGGACUCGGCUCCCGCGUGAGAUUGUGCUCUCUUCGUCCUUCUUCAUCUCUCAAGGCUGAGUCAAGCAUAAAAAGAGACGUGAACCGACAAAGAAGCAGUCUUGAGUCAAUGUUCUGUUAUGAUAAACCGGUUCCGGAGGAAAUAAUCGAGGAGCCAGUAGGAUUAUCUAUAUCCGAGAGAGAAAUUGGUGAUAAUCAGCGUUGCACUUGUUGUGAAGCUAAAGGUGCAUUGCUCUGUGCCACUUGCUCUGGAACUGGUCUAUAUGUAGACUCAAUUAUGGAAAGCCAAGGCAUCAUUGUUAAAGUCCGUUGCUUAGGUUGUGGUGGAACUGGUAACAUUAUGUGCAAAACUUGUGGCGGGCGUGGUCACAUAGGACACUGAUAACUCCGAGAUUCACUUGUUCCAGUCACCACUUUUAUACGUCGUGCCUUCUCUCUGAUUUUAUUGUAAAAACCUGCUUUUUUGAGUUCCAUACCUAGAUUUGUAUUCAUGUACUGAUGUAAUCUCUAGCUGAAACAUUUACAAUCUUGUAUCAGAGUUCGUUCGUUCUGUUGUUAUAUAAAAUGGUUUCCUAAGUGGCCCGUGACUAA